AGAGCCGGGGCGGGGCUUGCAGGGGCGCCGGCGUCGCGCGGCAGGUAGGGCCGGGAGCGGCGGUGCGGGGCGGCCUGGGCGGGGGGCGGCUGUGAGCGGCUGCUUCACGGGGCCGCCGUGCCUCACGGAGCGCCGGGCCGCACCGCCGGGCCUCAGCCCGGAUGAACGGAGCGGAGGCAUCCCGGGAGGACGGCCCGGGGCUGAGCUGCUUCCACGAUGUUUGCCCGGUGCACCUGGAAGCGUGCGAGCUCCGUGCUGCUGAUUGCACUGCUGAGCUGCGUCCUUUCUCCUCCAGCACAGGCUGCAAAGAGCUCAGAGGACAUCCGCUGCAAAUGCAUCUGUCCCCCAUACCGGAACAUCAGCGGGCACAUUUACAACAAGAAUGUGUCACAGAAGGACUGCAACUGCCUGCAUGUUGUGGAGCCCAUGCCAGUGCCUGGGAACGAUGUGGAGGCAUACUGUCUGCUGUGUGAGUGCAAGUAUGAGGAGCGCAGCACCACCACCAUCAAGGUCGUUAUCAUCAUUUAUUUGUCCGUGGUGGGGGCACUGCUACUCUACAUGGCUUUCCUUGUGCUGGUGGACCCUCUGAUCCGAAAACCGGAUGCUUACACGCAGCCCCUGCACAAUGAGGAGGAGAACGAGGACUCUCGCUCCUUGGCUGCAGCCCCAACCCCGUCAGGGGCCAGAGCCAACACAGUGCUGGAGAGGGUGGAGGGAGCCCAGCAGCGCUGGAAGCGCCAGGUGCAGGAGCAGAGGAAGACAGUUUUUGACCGCCACAAGAUGCUGAGCUAGAGGAGCAGCAGUGCAGCACCAAGACACCGGGUAGCUCAGCAGAUAGAGACAGACAGCAAGUCAUCCUUCAGGACAGCCGUGGUGUUGGCCUGAAAGCUCUAACCCUCUCUGAUUUACCCUUUUGUAGAGAGGGGCAGGCCAAAGUGCUUGUCCCUGGUUUUUGUCCCCUUGCCCUGUACAUCUCAGCCCAUAGGCUGAGACCUGCACUGACUGCUGGCCCUGGCUGCAUGUAAACGGCCACGCACAGCUCUGCCACCCCACUGCGGGGGUCACGGGGGGCUGCAGCUCCAGGGCGCUGUGCCACAGGCACUGCUUGCUGGGGCUGACGUCUCCAUCAGCCCUGUGUUCAAGAGUCUUGGUGUGGAGUUUAGUGGGAUAAAUUAUACGGUGCUGCUCCAGGAUGAAGAAGCCACCUCCAUCUCCAAUUUGCACUGAUGUUAAUUGGGAAUUCCAAAGCACGAGACACAUGCACUGCACGUAGGAUCCCUGCUGCUGGUCAGCUGCUGCUUGCACUUACUCUGGUGUAACCUGUGUGGAUUUCCAUGUUAUUCAGUGGAGUUCCUCCAGAUUUACACCAGCAUAACAGAGCCUGCAAUUUGUUUCUGUGCAGGAGAGCUGCACAGAGCCCAUUAGUAGAUUAACAAGUAAAAGAACAGGUAUGCUGAUUUACAUUUCUAUCUCUGUUUACCUCCUUUAGCAGCAGAUAAAAAUACACUGGGGAGAAAGCUUUUGGUUUGUAACCCUGUUUGUAACCCGUGACAUUCACACAGUGCAUGAAAGGCAUUGUGUCCAAGAGAAGUGGGGCAGUGGCUUUGCUGGAGCACACCUUAUCUCUGAAUUGGAGAGAUGUGGGUUUGAAGGCUGAGCUAUUCAGUGGAUAAAGAUCUUUCUUUCUUGGAGCUGGAACUGGAUGAUCUUUAAGGUCUCUCCUAACCCAGGUCAUUCUGUGGUCUGGAACUCAUAGCCCAAGGAAGGUCACCUUUGUGCUCCUCAAAACUCCCCUCUGACUGUGCUUCGGCUGGUGGAGGAAAACAAGGUGAUCCUGCAGCACGCAUCCCACUCAGAACACUUACAACGUCAGGAAGGUGCUGGAGUUUAUCAUGUAGCAUCUCUGUAUUAAAUGCAGACAAAGACCUUC
Messenger RNA from Gallus gallus (chicken), 1930 nucleotides. RefSeq names its product transmembrane protein 9 (gene TMEM9). Lineage: Eukaryota; Metazoa; Chordata; Aves; Galliformes; Phasianidae. The coding region runs from base 217 to 792 and encodes 191 amino acids. The transcript is spliced from 6 exons. The record is from RefSeq and is a predicted model, not a curated record. Gene Ontology annotation, cellular component: lysosomal membrane.